Emiliania huxleyi CCMP1516 is the source of this 1017-nucleotide messenger RNA. RefSeq lists its product as hypothetical. NCBI's taxonomy places the organism in Eukaryota, Haptophyta, Isochrysidales, Noelaerhabdaceae. The transcript has a single exon. The record is from RefSeq and is a predicted model, not a curated record. The coding region runs from base 1 to 1017 and encodes 338 amino acids.
AUGUUUCGCAAGCUGCCUGCCUCUGGGUCAGUGGCCGCUGGUACCGUCGAGGCGGCCGAAGUGCUAGGCCUUUGCGACAAGAUGCCGGCCCUCGGCGCUUCCAUGCUGCCGGAGGCUGUCCGGAUUCAGAGCUUCGCAGUGGCGCUGGAGGCGGCAGCCGGCGAGGCCGCCCACACGUCUCUCCGUGGUGAGAUCUCAGCAAAAGGUCAGCUGACCCUCGCCGAAGCGACGGCCUUCCUCGGGCGGUUCGGCCAGGCCUUCAAAGCGAGCGCGCCGUCGCCUGCGGCGCCCACUACCCCCUACGAAGCGCUCGUCCGCCGCGUCGACGCCGGCGGGCAGUUUGAUGAGUUCAUGGAGAAGACCAUCCCGUUUAUCUGCACCGAUGCUGCGCAGCAGCGAGUUGCCGAGGGCGAUCAGGCGGUCUUCAAGCAGAUGCUUCGCGACUUCAUGUCCUCAGGGCUGGCGUCGCUUCCGGAGGCUGGUCUCUCGGCGCUCGCCGGCGGCCCACCGAUGGACGCCAGCACGGCAGCCAUCUUCAUCAUGAAGUGCCAGCAGGCCAAGAAGAGCUCGAGUGCUCAGCCGCAUGGCGUCGCGCCCGCAGCCUCGGCGCCGCAUAUCAUCGUCCGGAGCGCUGGCGCGAACACUAAGACGGAGCUCGAGGAGGACUCGGACCAGGCGAUCCUCGCCGCCGUGUCACAGCUCGACCCCAACGCCAAGGCGCUCGUCAACUCGCUCGCUACUGCGCUCGAGUCUGACGGAUCGCCCUCCAACAUCGCCGCCACCGUCGAGGCGAUCGACGGUCGGGCGGGCGGCAAGCGGGGAGAGGCGGGCGGGCGGGGCGGGGCGGGCCGGCGGGUGAUCGGAGGAAUCGUGUCCACAAUCAGCGGAGCAGCAGCAGCAGCAGCUGCAGCUGCAGCAGCAAGCAGCGGCCUGCCGCAGAUUCCUGCCGUUGUCUGCGCCGCGAUCCGCCGCCGCGCCGCCGCGCCGCCGCCGCCUGCGCUCGCCGCCGCCUCGUAG